This is a messenger RNA of Rhizophagus irregularis DAOM 181602=DAOM 197198, 2200 nucleotides long. The record is from RefSeq and is a predicted model, not a curated record. NCBI's taxonomy places the organism in Eukaryota, Fungi, Glomeromycota, Glomeromycetes, Glomerales, Glomeraceae.
AUGUUUUUAAAAAAAAUUAGAGCUGAUAAAAAACAACAUAAAAAAUCCAACUUUUGUUUGCGUAAAUCUAGAGAUACUCAUUCAAAUAAUAAUUCAUCUAUAUCUAAUCAUACUAUCAUUUUAGAUAAACAACAAAAUAUUUGUGAAAAUAAUACUUCAUCACAAUCAAAUAAGAAUAAUUUUUAUUAUAAAAUUAAUGAAAGUAUUAAUAAUAAUCAUGAUACUAGCAAAAAUAAUAAAGAUUCUUAUCACAAUUUUAAUGACUUUAACGAAGAUCUUAUUGAUGAUGAUUUUACAGAAAUUUAUGAUACUGGAGAAGAAAUUAACAAUAUUGAUGAAAAUGUAAAUGGAAAUAGUGAUAUUUAUGGAGAAUUUAAUUAUAUUGACGAAGAUUUUACAGAAAAUUGUGAUACAAAUGGGGAAUUUAAUAGACGAGAAUAUGAUAAUAAUAAAAAACAAAAUUGUUAUUCUGGAGAUGCAGGACCAUAUUUUCCAAAUUUUACUAUAUUUUUAUUAUUUUUAUGGGUUAUAAAACAUCAAAUAGGUUUUGAAGCAUAUAAGGAUUUUGCAAAUAUUGUUAAAUAUCCCAAAUUUAAUGCAAAUGAUGUUCCAUUUUCACUCGCAACUGUUAAAAAGUAUCGAAAUGGGUUACCUCUCCUUCCAUUUAAAGGAUAUACUAUUUCUCUUAACAAUCAUAAUACACCAUCUACCUCUAAACCUACUACUCAAGCUUUUAUUUUUCCCUUAAAAAAUAUUCUUUGCCGUAUAUUAUCAAAUCCACAGCUGCAUGAACAUAUAAUUGAAAAUAUUAUUGAAUAUAAUUCAUUGCCUUUUCAAAUCAAAUCACAGCAAAGAAGAAAUGCUUCUUAUGAUGGAUGUCUAUGGAUGACUGAUUAUACAAUAAUUAUUAAUCCUAUAAAUAUUGUGUCAAAAGUAGAUAUUUGGUUAACAGAUAUUGUUGAAUAUAUAACUACACAAAAUACUCCAUCUAAUUUACCAAUUUACAAAUUUUUUUUAGAUAUCUACAUUGAUAAGUUUGGUCCAUUUCGUAAUGCAUACCAUGGUAUUGGUGCUUCAUGUGAUGAGGUGUUACAGCCACUAAUUAAUGAUAUCCAAGAUCUUGAACAUGGUUAUGAAUUGGAAAUUAGUAACCAAACUGUUUGGGUUACUGGUGGAUUGGGUGUCAUAAAAAGUGAUUUACCUGAAGGUAAUGAACAAUCAGGAAUCAAGAAUCAUAAUGCACAUUAUGGAUGCCGAAAUUGUAUGAUCCAUCAUAAUAAUUUGCAUGAUAUUACUUUUGAUAUUGUUAAAUAUGCAAGUUACAAUCACAUAACUACAUCUAAUUUUGAAGAUAUAAGUAAUGCUAAAACUCAAGCUGAACGUGAAAUACUUUCUACUCAAUAUGGAAUUCGUGGACUUGCAAAAGAAAUGUUGCAAUCAACAUUUGGAAUAUUAAAUUCAAUAGGAGAGAAUGAAUUUUUAAAUGUAUGGCGUAAUUUUGAAUAUCCAUCAGUUUGGUCUCGUCAACACAAUCCUAUUUCUCAUUUAAACUCAUAUUUUUUUUCUGAUUAUCUUCGUUUAAGUAUGAUCAUGCCAUUUCUUAUUAAUAGAUCAUUAAUAUCCACUUCAAUGCUAAAUAGAACAAUUGUUGAAUUUUUAAUUGAAGAAAGCAAAUUUACAAAACGUCAAAUAAUAGAUCAAUUUCUUAGUUUAUGGGCAUCUUUUUCUAAAAUGGCAUCAUUAAUAUUUUGCAAAGAGUUUUCUGAAGAUAAUUACAAUGAUUUACAACAAAAUAUAAUACAUUGGUCUGAAAAAGUUGGAAAGUUUUUUCCUAGAAUUACUCAAUUACCAAACUUCCAUAUAUUAUGUAAUUUUACUAUGCAUGCACGAAAUUUUGCAACUCUGGUAAAUGUUGCAGUUCCUACAAAAGAAAUGAUGCAUAGACUAUUCAAGGCAAUGAUUCCUCAUUCUAAUAAGAAAAAUAUAGAGAUGGAUUUUGUACAAAGUGAUAAUUGUCUACAAACUCUAAGAUUUUUGUUGGAUGGUGGUGUUGAUAAAAGAUAUGAUACAGAAAGACAAUUAAAUUUCAACAUGUUAUCAAAAGAACAAUGUGUACGUGCACUUCUUAGUUCAUGGUACAUUUUGCCAUCUAAGUUUGAUUUAGAACAAGAUGAUGAUAAUACAUCUUUGCAAAUAACAU